CUAUAUAUGAAUAUAUAAUAUUCACGACUCCUACUUGCUACAAAAUUUUCUUUUCACUAUGCUUCAACAAUAAGGCCGUUGUAAUUAAUAAUAGUAAAUAUGAGUCGAUCAAAAACAAUAUCAACUGACCAUAAUAACUUAGGUUUACACUCUGGCGCUGCUGCAGGCAAUCUCGGAUUAGUUAAAUUUGCACUAGAUCAUGGUCAACCUAUCGAUUCCGUAUUAAAUGGAGUCUUGCCAAUCCAUGUUGCGUGCAUCAAUGAUCAUGUAUCUGUUGUACAGUAUCUUAUUGAACGAGGCGCAGACGUUAAUGCUCCAAGACUUUCACACAAAUAUAAUGGUACAGAAAAAGGUAGAUCAACGGAUCAAACAGUAGGAACAACUGGAUCAACCGCAUUGCAUUUUGCUGCCGCAAAUGGAUGUACUCAAACAGUUGAAUUAUUAUUGAAAAAUGGUGCAAUUGUGGAUGUAACCGAUAAAUAUGGUUCAUCUCCAUUAUCGGUAGCAAUGGCAAAAAAUCAUGCUGAUGUUGUUGAAUUGUUGAAAACUUUUGGUGCUAUACAAGCUGCUGAAAAACAAAAAUUAUUACAAGAUGAUUCAACACUCACAAAAAUAACAACAAAUAAUUUGAAAUCUUCAAAACGACCAAAAGAAAAACCUUCGAAAAUUAUUAAGUCGAAGAAGAAACCUGCUCUUAUAACGACAAAAUUCACACCAAGGACACGUCGCCCCAGUUUACCUGUUCAAUUUGAAAAAAAUGAAUUAAAUAACAAUUCUAUGGAAAAUGUUUUAUUAAAAAGACAACCUUCAAAGUCAAUGGAAUUACCUUCGCAUUUGAAAUCAAGAGAGGAAAUUUUCAAGGAUGAUGAAUUUAUUAGCGACAACAAUGAAACAAUGACUAUUGAUUCAUUAGAUAAACCUUCUAUAGAUUCCACAAUCAAAUCCGUCUGCUAUUUCUCUUCUAAUGACACCUCCAGAUAUACCCGGUUCGCCCUCAACUGCUUCUACAGCACCCACGGAAUAUGGAGGAGAUCCUGAUUAUAUUCCAUUACCUCCCGUAAUUGUAGAGAAAAAGAAGAGAAGAUCAACAGAUCCUUUACAUGAAUUAAAAGCGAAAAAAUGGAAUAAUAAUGAGACAAAUGAUGAUGGUAAAAUGUCACGUUCAAUGUCUGAAGGUAGUGGAGUGAACUUUUUUUUCGCUUCACCCAACAAAAAGCAACAAAUUUCUUCGGAAAAUUAUCGACCUGUGGAAAAUCGUAGAAAAUCCUCCUUUUCUAUGAAAGGGUUCUUUGGAAAAUUAACGGACUUGAUUUUGGGAAAAUCUUAGUCCAAUUAUAUUCUACAUAUUCUGUAGAAAAUAACGAACAUUUUUCUUUUUAUAUAUAUAUAUAUAUAUAUUUUUACAUAGAUUUGUUUUAUCACCUUUUAUUGCAUUUUUUUUCUUUUUUUUUUUU
This is a messenger RNA of Rhizophagus irregularis DAOM 181602=DAOM 197198, 1454 nucleotides long. NCBI's taxonomy places the organism in Eukaryota, Fungi, Glomeromycota, Glomeromycetes, Glomerales, Glomeraceae. The record is from RefSeq and is a predicted model, not a curated record.